Daldinia vernicosa is the source of this 1982-nucleotide messenger RNA. RefSeq lists its product as uncharacterized. Bases 272 to 1537 code for a protein of 421 amino acids. Lineage: Eukaryota; Fungi; Ascomycota; Sordariomycetes; Xylariales; Hypoxylaceae. The record is from RefSeq and is a predicted model, not a curated record. Gene Ontology annotation, molecular function: chromatin binding; protein binding; transcription coactivator activity. The transcript has a single exon. Gene Ontology annotation, biological process: chromatin remodeling; regulation of transcription by RNA polymerase II. Gene Ontology annotation, cellular component: nucleus; SAGA-type complex.
AGCUUCCAACAAUAAAUCGACCCUUAGGUACCUAGUACUUAUAUCUAGGAAUCGUCAACACAGCACACCUAGUUAACUCAACUCUUCCCACUUGAUUUCCAAAACGCAAUUAAUUCAUCCACUGCGAUCGCAACCACAAUCACGGUCGCGUUGACGACAAGAUACUUUUCCCGAAUUCUAUUGAAUUAAUCAAUUGCUACGCAAUCCAAUUUCUGCCUGGUUUGCCACUUCGUGCUCACAUCGACCCACACAUAGCCUGGCAUCAGAGUCCAUGGCUGACAAACCAAUGUCGACAACCGGUAUCAAGUUUCCUUCUUUCGGCCCCAGGUACCAAGUUCAUUUACUUUCGACACCAGCUUCCUCGCGCAACAUGGAUAAGACUACGAUGGCUCCAAUCGCCUCUUCAACGGAAUCGGGAUCGGGAUCGGGAUUUAAGAAGCCUCUUGAUAUUAGCAGCCUAAUGUCACCUCCUGAGCCUCCUCGAUUCGAUUCGUUUUCGCCUGGACGCGAAUCGAACCCCACGGGCCCAAAUAUUUCCGAUGUUCGACGGCUGCAUCUCAUUUCGCCAAUCUCGCCUCCUAUCUCGCCUACCACGAAGGCUGAUGAUAAUUCUGUCAAUCCUGCGUCAUCCACAGGGACUGCUGUGCAGGAUCCUAUCUUGUACCCACCACAGGACGUUACUCGCUCACCGCAGCAACAACCAUUGUUUAGUCAAGAUGACUCUAUCGACGUUCGCAAAAUUGUAGACGAACAUAUGAAUGUACGAUCGGCGGACAUGUUUGUAAAUGCUAACCCACCCAAGCGAGAGGAAUACGAAUUGGUCCUAUCCUUCAAAUCCGAGGUACUGAGGGAGUACGCAAAGGAUCGGAAGCGGUGGCUUAACCGUGAACGUGGAUUUUUGCUGGAGGACCGACGAGCUGGGGCACGCAAUAAUCAGUUCAAGCACAAGCCGAAGCCACUCCUUCCGGCGAAGCCCCCUCAGGUUCGAAAGGAGACACAGCGUACGAAGACUGCGAAGCCGGCAAAGGUAGUCAAAGCAACACAGUCUAACACCGCGGUUCCGCGGCCAAUUCGGUCAUAUCCAACGACAAAUCCGGGUCAAUCUUCCAAUCGCCCACCAAGCGCAACGCCUGAUCCUUCACCACGUCGUGCAGUUGCCCCAAACCGGGAAGAUAAGGAUUUUGCCUCACUUGCCAACUUCUGUCCGCCUUUGGAUUCGCUCCCGGAACGAUCCAACAGCCUCAAGGUGGAUUGGAAAGGAACACCAAUCGAUUUGAGCAAUGACCCGCAUCGUCAUCUUCUGCACCCUGACGAGAUUACACUCGCCGCCAAUCUUCGACUCGAUUGUGCUACCUACCUGACGAGCAAGCGACGGAUGUUUAUCCGCCGUCGAGAGUGUCUUAAGAUGGGAAAGGAGUUCCGCAAGACGGAUGCACAGCAGGCCUGUAAAAUUGACGUCAACAAAGCCUCCAAGUUGUGGACAGCCUUUGACAAGGUCGGUUGGCUUGAGAAGACGUGGAUGGCCGACUUCAUGUAAUUGAUCAACGAAUCCCCCUGAGCCAUGAUCCAUUAGACAUGGACCGAAUCGUCCAGGGGUAUCCUAGUCCACGUAUACCGUUUUCGGGUCUUUGGGGCUCGGAUUUUUAAUCGUUUAUGCAUAUUGGUUUCGGUUAGGCUUCAGUUUUCUGGUUAUCGGCGGUUGCAUCACGACCAUCGGAUUGGUCUCAGAGAUACACAUUCCCCCUUCCCCCCCAUUUGUUUUUUCGCUCGGUUCUACUUGUUUCGCAGACGUCAACUUACCAACGGUAUCAGAUCACGGAAGAGAGACUUGGUUUUCAUUUCAUUGAUACACAGCAUAACGGGAUUGCAAUGAUACCCGGAGUGAGCAGGUUCAUACCCCUAUGGUUACCCCCACUCCACACAUGUUUCUUUUUUCGGUUUAGGCUAGGUUAGGAGGUCGGUUUGUUCAUCGGUCGGUCGGU